AUGACUACUGCAGCACUUCCACCAUUAGAAUUUACCGAUUGUCUAGCGGAUAGUCCAUUUUUCAGAGAUAAUUUACACAUACACGAAAAAGAAUUAGAAAGAACAAGUCACCAAAUAAAGAGACUUGAAAAAGAAGUUAAAGAUUUAAUAACGGCUGCCAAAAAUUUAUCCAUAGCCCAGAGAAAAUUGUCGCGGAGCUUGGAAAAUUUCAGCUUUGCCGGAAUCGAAAACACGCAAACGGACGACGAACGAGUCAUACAGGAAUCGUUGAAAGAAUUCGGUGCUUUGAUAGCUAAAAUCGAAGAUGUCAGGGAAAGGAUCGAAUCGUCGGUGGAUGAUGGUGAAAAGAAAAUAAUUUCAGGUAAGUACACGUUAGGGGAUGAUGACGUCAUCAUUAAACGAUUAAUUUGGUGGAGAUUGUUGUAUAAUCGUUAUUUACAUAAAACAAACAAACAAAGAGAGAGAGAGGCGGAUGCCACGUUGGACAUGGAAGAACGAGAAUUAUGUCAAGCAAGUCUCCGAUAUGUUUUUUUGCUACAAGAAGUUGAAGAAAGGAAAAAAUUCGAAUUUGUCGAAACGCUUCUAUCAUUUCUAUUCAGUUGGCUGACAUUUUAUCAUCAGGGUCACGAUGUUUACGGCGAAUUCAAGCCGUACAUGACAGAACUUCAGUUGAAAAUACAAAAGCAUAAAAAUUCUUUUCAGGUAAUUUAUUUAUUUAUUUGUUUUGCGUUCGAUAAAGAACGCCGCAAACCUCCGGAUCCCACCAUCGUCAAAUCAUUAUUCACAAGAGAAGGUUAUUUGUUUUUAAUGGAAAAAAAGGCUUUUGGAACCACGUGGACCAAACAAUACUGCCGUUACAAAAAGGAUACCAAAGAAUUCGAAAUGAUACCGUUUCAUCAAAUGACGACGAAAACGAACGCGGCAGAAAAAAUAAAAUUAGCUUCGUGCACGCGGAGAAUGUCGGAUUCGAUAGAGAAAAGAUUUUGCUUCGAUCUCAUAUCGUCGGACAAGCCUGGAGUAGUUUACACGUUGCAAGCCCUGUCGGAGGCCGAUAGGAAAUUGUGGAUGGAUGCCAUGGAUGGAAAAGAACCGACAUACGCCAUUCCCGGAAACAUACCCAAAAGCGAAGAGCGUCAACUCGACGAAACCGGAAUUAAUUUCGUUAAAAAAUGUAUCGAAGUCAUAGAGUCGAGGGGAUUGGAAGAACAAGGACUGUAUCGGAUAGUCGGAGUCAAUUCGAAAGUGAACAAGCUGCUUUCGAUGGUUUUGGAUCGGAGAAAAGCCGACAAGUUAAAUUUGGACGACGUGUACGAGUGGGAAAGCAAAACGCUGACGAGCGCUCUUAAAAAUUUCCUAAGAAAUUUACCCGAACCGUUGAUGACUUACAAAUUACACGAUUCUUUCAUCGAAGCAGCUAAAAAAUCGAGUAACGCUUUGAGAGUGAGCAGCGUUCAUUUGUUGGUUCACAAACUUCCGCAACCGAAUUUUCAAAUUUUAGACCUACUCAUAAAGCAUUUAUCAAACGUGGCAUCGAAAAGCGACAAAAAUUUAAUGUCCGUGAGCAAUUUGGGUGUUUGUUUCGGUCCGACUCUUCUCAGACCCGAAGAAGAAACGGUUGCCGCCAUAUUGAACAUUAAAUUUUGCAACAUCGUCGUCGAAAUAAUGAUAGAAAAUUACGAGAAAAUUUUCAAGGGACCGCCCGAUGGUAAAAAUGGAAAUUUGUUCAAUUCGUCUCAAGGAAACGUUCGAGAAGUGAGUUGA
Pediculus humanus corporis (human body louse) is the source of this 1761-nucleotide messenger RNA. RefSeq names its product Rho-GTPase-activating protein, putative. The record is from RefSeq and is a predicted model, not a curated record. Bases 1 to 1761 code for a protein of 586 amino acids. Gene Ontology annotation, biological process: signal transduction. Gene Ontology annotation, molecular function: GTPase activator activity; protein binding. Lineage: Eukaryota; Metazoa; Arthropoda; Insecta; Psocodea; Pediculidae. Gene Ontology annotation, cellular component: cytoplasm. The transcript has 15 exons.